Messenger RNA from Penicillium daleae, 1872 nucleotides. RefSeq lists its product as uncharacterized. The record is from RefSeq and is a predicted model, not a curated record. The transcript has 2 exons. The coding region runs from base 1 to 1872 and encodes 623 amino acids. NCBI's taxonomy places the organism in Eukaryota, Fungi, Ascomycota, Eurotiomycetes, Eurotiales, Aspergillaceae.
AUGCUGGACGAGCUAGAUAACGUCUUCGACGACCAUCCAUCGCUCGAUGCCUCGCUCGAGGACUUUGAGAACAACAGUAAUGCGCACCGCUCACCUCUCUUUGGUCUGCCGUCCCAGCACUCUGGAUUCCGGUCGGAAGAAUCUGACGGUGAAAUCGAUGACCCUACCGCGGGAGAUCGCUGGUCGCCGCCAGGCCUGCACCAGCACGACUACGUCCAAGGGAGUGGCUGGUACCGCCAUCAGCCCUAUGGGCGCAAGACCCACCUCCAUGCAAACCAUUUGGAACUAAAGCCCACGGUUGGAGUGAGCAUAUCGCCGUCCAUGUCGCGCGAGCCGAGUCCACAGUAUGAAGAUGCCCUCGAAGGCCCGACGAGGCAAAAGCCCAGUGACGAGGGCGAUGUCACUAUCGCAGCCAAUGUGCCCCUACCCCAUAGCGCAGGUACCCCACAGACCGGAAGAUCCCCCAGUCCAAUUCCACAGCAGGCCCCUGGCGCAGCGCGCCGCCCUCCCGAGGAUGAUGGAUCCGGGUUUGGUGCAGAGAAUCUGAGUAACUACAUCCGUUUCGCGGUGCGCGCAGAGGUCCAGCAUCGUGAACCCUUUGCUGCCGUUUUUGGCUACUUGCACGGCAAAUUAGAUAAGAUCACCAGCUCCAAGUCUAAUACCACCUUGUCGGUCAUAGUCCUCCUUCUGUCAGUCGCCUUCAUGCGCGCACUAUUCCUUCCAGGUCUGCCGCAGGCAAUCCCCGAUCUGGUCAAGCUGUCAGGCUUCGCGCGCUCAUUCGAGCCGUUGAUCUAUUAUUCCGAGAAUGGAGUCCAGCAGAUCGGUACCCUGCAAGAGACUGGGGUUGCAGUCUGGGAUCUGAGUGAGUCGGUGCGUGGUACGAACAUGACUAGUGCGCCCAUCAUCGUCCGGCAAUUAGACGAGCUAUCCGACUCGCUCAAGUCGCUCUCCCUUGAGUUGACCCGAUUCUUCGCCAAUGUAGACUCGGACGUCGACUCUAUCCUGAUCGUGAUGGACUGGGCCAAGCGCGAACUAGAAACACUCUCCGCCCAACCGCCCAGCACACUUCCUACUAUCGUGUUCGACAACGUGCACAACAUGCUGUCGCGCAUCGGCGCCCUCGAGCAAACGACCGAAGUCCCCGACGGCGGCAGCACAGCAACCACCACAACGCUAGGCCACGUCGUCAUGGCCGUCUUCGGUCCAACAUCAGCGCAGCGCACGCGAGCCACCCUUACCCGCACCUUCACCGAGUUCCUCUCCGUUCUGGAAGAGUCCAUUAAUAGCGAAUUAUCCCACUCAACCGCACUCUUUGCACUCUUCGAAUCAAUCGACCGCCAAUUCCUUAAUCUCCAACGCACCGUCGUCCGCGAAUCUGAUGCCCAGGAGCGCGCCGAGGGCGAGAUGCUCAGUUCUCUUUGGACCCGCGUGCUAGGCCCAGACGCAGCCGCAGUCCGCAAGUAUGAGAAAAACAAGAAGCUCCUCGCGAACGUGCGCAGCCGCACUGUUGCCAAUAAACAUCUCCUAGUUGAUCACCGGGGCCGCCUGCUCACGCUGAAGGUGAACCUGGAGACGCUACGUCGGAAGCUGGUCAGUCCACUCGUGCGCCGGAAUGACUCAGUCAGUUUCGUGGGUAUCGAGGGUGCAUCUGGAUCAGGGAGCUCCGGUGCAUCAGGUCGCAUGCUCGGUCCUGUUGAAGCUGUUAUCGAUGGCCAGAUCAAGGGGUUGGAGAGUACAUAUGAUUACCUCCGCUCAGUACGAGAACGCCAGAAAGCCAAAUUGAUGGAGAUGGUAUACGGCUCUGGGCGCAAACCAUCUUCGUCUUUGUUGAGUGGCAUUGAUGGGCAGGAAGAGGGCAUUGACGGGGUAUAG